Molecule: messenger RNA, 389 nt
Organism: Notechis scutatus (mainland tiger snake)
Lineage: Eukaryota; Metazoa; Chordata; Lepidosauria; Squamata; Elapidae
Source: RefSeq, a predicted model, not a curated record
GAAAAGCCAAUAACAAUAUCCAGUGGGAUGAGGACUCCAUAGAAUAUAUGCCAGCUGACCCAGUCAGGAUCGUGUUUGUCUUGGUCGUCCAUGGCAGAGCUUCUCGCCAGCUGAUGCGCAUGUUCAAGGCGAUCUAUCACCAGGAUCAUUUUUAUUAUAUCCACGUGGACAAGCGUUCCAAUUAUUUACACCGGCAAGUGCUCCAGUUCGCAAGCCAGUAUCCGAAUGUGAGAGUCACCUCCUGGCGCAUGGCCACCAUCUGGGGCGGAGCCAGUCUUCUGUCCACCUACCUGCAGAGUAUGCAGGACCUCUUGGAGAUGAAGGACUGGCCGUGGGACUUCUUCAUUAACCUCAGUGCUGCGGACUAUCCUAUCAGGUAACAAGACCGA